This is a messenger RNA of Coccinella septempunctata (seven-spotted ladybird), 3603 nucleotides long. RefSeq lists its product as uncharacterized. Lineage: Eukaryota; Metazoa; Arthropoda; Insecta; Coleoptera; Coccinellidae. The record is from RefSeq and is a predicted model, not a curated record. The transcript has a single exon. The coding region runs from base 1 to 3603 and encodes 1200 amino acids.
AUGCUUUCGGGGAGUGACGACCCCGCAUACCUGAGUCACCCAGCCCCCAGGUUAGCAGCCUGGGAAGCUGUAGAUUAUGAAGCUCCUGUCACUAGAAGCAUGAUGCAGGGCGGUAGAGGGCAGCGGGCUGGCCCUCUUCGGAGCCGUCUGGAGGCAGAGCCUGUAGGGGACAGCUGUGGGGCGAGCGGCGCAGCCCCCCGAGAUGGCACCGUAAGCCAUAGCAGUAACAACAUCAGAAGAGUGAGAAGGAGUAUCAGUUUGGACGGAAUCAGGAACCGUCCCGCUGAGGCUCAGACUAGAGAUGGAAGAAUGCGCUGGACCGAGGAAGAGAAUAUCCUCAUUAUGCGGGUUCACUUUAUUGCUGAGGAACUGCACCAACAGAAUGCAGAAAGAACUUAUCGACAAAUUCUAACCACCACUUGGAAUGAGAUCUAUCCAAGUAGACUCUCAUAUCCGAAUCUGCUGGCGAACAGGGUCAGAUGGAUCAUACAAAAUGAGAAAUUCUCAAGCGUCGAACUUGAGUCUAUCAAAAAAAGCAUUAGACCAUAUGCCCCAGUCUCAACUGAUGAUACUAUCAUCACCGAGGAAAUAGACCAUGAACAACAGGUUUCAACGACGCUUGAACACAAGUCAACAGAAAAAGUCUUCAGGAGGAACAUACAAUUGUAUGCCAAGAUCAAUCCUCAAGAAAGACCUAGAAUACCUAGACUCAAAGGAUCACAGAACAUACUGGAAAGUGUGAGUAGAACAAAUAAAAUAAUGGAAACAAUCCUACCGAGCAACCUUAACAUUGAGGAAAUUGCUGACUAUGUUUAUGCCGGGGCCGUAACUGUAUGUGAGGAAAACAACAUAAGGUUGAUCAUAAACAAACACCGAACUGAAGAAAACAAUAUGCCGCCAUGGAAGAUCCGCCUAGAAAAAAAAAUAGAGAGAAUCAGAGCAAACAUAGGAGUGUUAUAUACUUACCUGAACUCCAACUCACCAUCCAGAAAAACGAUCAAGAAGAUCUCGCGCAUAGCAUCGGACUACAAAAUCAGAGCCACAAAUGAACCCUUCAAGCAAGAACUCAUUGUUGUAUAUGACACCCUGAAACAGAAGGCAAAAGCAUUAGGAAACCGGAUCAGGCGAUAUAAUGAAAGGGUCAAAAGGUACAAGAAUAACCAAUUGUACUAUAAAAAUCAAAAUCAGUUUUACAGACAACUAGAGGAGACAACAACAGUUGAAGAGGAGUUACCAAAACCUGAUGAAAUGCGUACAACAUGGGAAGCAAUCUGGAGCGACGGAGGAGAACAUAAUGAUGGAGCAUCUUGGAUUCGAGAGGCAGAGGAGGAAUCAAAAUAUUACAUAAUGGAUAGAGUUACCAUCACUGAAAAUGAUAUAAGAGCAACACUAAAAAAAACAAACAACUGGUCUGCGCCAGGACCUGACGGGCUUCACAACUACUGGUGGAAACACUUCAGUUGCACACACAAACAAAUAACAAAGUUGUUUCAGCAAGCCCUGGUAAAUCCAUCCCAAUUACCACACACCCUGACUCUUGGCAUCACCCACAUGAUUCCGAAAGGACCAGGACACAAUAAUCCCAAAAAUUAUAGACCAAUCACGUGCUUGCCUGUUAUCUACAAAAUCUUAACAGGAGUGAUAACACAAAAAAUAUGGAAUCAUGUGAGAACAUGCAACAUUCUAGCACCUGAACAGAAUGGAUGCCGCAGAGAUGCAAAGGGAAGUAAAGAGUUGCUAAUCAUUGAUUCCCUCAUUACCAAACAGGCAAAGAAGAAACAGCGGAACCUAUCGAUGGCAUGGAUUGAUUAUAGGAAAGCCUUCGACUCCAUCCCACAUUCAUGGCUACUAAAAACUUUGAGAUUGUAUGGAGUUGAGGAGGCGAUAAUCAAUCUUCUCAAACAUCUCAUGCUCACGUGGAGAACUCGAUUGCACCUUAAAACGAACACAGGUGAAUAUACAACAGAGCAGAUCAACAUCAGAAGAGGGCUUUUCCAGGGAGACAAACUGAGCACACUCUGGUUCUGCCUCGCAAUUAACUUUUUGAGCAAAUUGCUUAACAACACCAGGUACGGCUAUAUCAUUGAAAAAAGAAAUAACACCAAAAUCAGUCAUCAGCUUUACAUCGACGACCUCAAAUUGUACGCUGCAAAUGAAGACCAACUAUUAAAACAGCUCAGAAUCGUGACAUCCUUCACAGAAAGUAUAAAAAUGGAACUGGGCUUAGAUAAAUGUGCUGUACUACAUAUGAAAAGGGGAAAGCUGAUAGAGGGAGAAGCCAUGCUUAUAAACCAAGGGUUAGAAAUGCAGAGGAUGGGACCAGAAGAUACUUACAAGUAUUUGGGAAUUAAACAGGGGCUUGAAAUCAGAACAAGAGAAACCAAAGAUGCUUUUAAAACUAAGUUCAUGGAAAGGCUGAAGAAGGUACUCCAAAGUAAACUGAAUGCGAAAUCAACAUUCACGGCAAUUAAAGCGUGGGCGAUGCCAUGUCUUACUUAUUCCUUCGGCAUCAUUAAAUGGUCGACCACCGAUCUAAGAGCAAUAGAUACCCAAGUAAGAGUACUCUUGACUAGGUAUGGAAUGCAUCACCCUCAUGCUUCUGUAAUAAGACUGCACAUGCCAAGAAGUGAGGGAGGAAGAGGUUUACAACAGGUUGAAAACACCCACAACACUGUGGUCAAGCAAAUGAAAGAGUAUUUUAAAUCAAAGAACUCACCUUUCUUCCAAGCGAUAGCUGAAGAGGACCAAAAUAUCACAGCUCUAAACCUGGCAUCAACAACGCCCCCUAUAGAAAGCCCAAACAUCGAGAAAGCUGCAAGAGAAUGGCACGGUAAAGCCCUUCAUGGAAGAUAUCCCACUGCUCUGAAAUGGAAUAAAAUUAACAAGGAAAAGUCUAUCUCAUACCUGAAAGCAGGUUACCUUUUCCCAGAGACGGAAGGAAGACUGGCAGCCAUCCAGGACCAAGUGAUACCUACGAGAGCCUACCUGAAAAACAUAGCACAAAAAAACUUACCAACAGAUCUAUGUCGCAAAUGCUCACAAUCCGUGGAAACAAUCCAACACAUUACUUCAUCCUGUUCGACCCUCGCUCCCAGAGAAUACACGGAUCGCCACAAUGCCAUGGCAAAAGUUUACCACCAGGCACUUGCUAUAAAACAUGGGUUAUUGAAACAACAUAAAAAAGUUUAUGAAUACUCACCACAAACACUACUAGAGAAUGCAAACCUGAAGCUAUACUGGGAUCAUCCACUGAUUACUGAUAGGCCAAUUUCACACAACCGACCGGACAUAGUUAUCUUUGAAAAAAAAGAAAAAACAGCGAUAAUAAUUGACAUCACGGUUCCAGCGGAUGACAACGCUGAGAAAGCCUAUAUUGAAAAAAUAGUGAAAUAUCAUGACUUGGCGUUUGAACUGAAACAAAUUUACCAACUUACCUCCACUCUGAUCCUUCCAUUGGUCAUCACAACCAAUGGUCUUGUUGAGAUGCAUCUGAUCCAACACACCAAGCGGCUUGGACUUGACGAAAGUCUUAUCGAUGUAGCCCAGAAGGAAGUCAUUCUGUGGACUACAAGAAUAGUCAGAAGAUUUCUAACCAGCAGCUGA